CCCAUCGAAAACAGGAGGCCAAAUCCAGCGACGUUUAUCUAACUCAUACAACUCAAUCACCGUCUAAGCUGCAGAGUAUCCGUACAUCCAUAAAGCAACAUCUCCCUGCGAGUAUCUAAAGCUAAUUCUUCAAUUUUUUUUCUUGAAAAUUAUACUAUCAGCAAAAGAAAAAAGAUGUGGAGUGAUCUAAUUUUACAAGCGUGUAUAAUUCUGAUCAUCAUUUUAAUGUUUCUGAUCAUGCACAACAUCCCCCAGAAGCUAUUCACAAAGCUCCGUCUCUACAGUCGUCGAGCCAAUCUCCAAGCCAAGCGCCACUUCGUUCUCGGCGCCCAGCUCCUCUCCCAGGCCAGAUCCUCCAAAGACCGUUCUAGGUCUUCCUCCCUAGCCAAAGAAGCCGAAUCCGAAGCCGAGAAAGCCAUCCAUCUCGAUCCAAAGGACGCUGCGGCUCACAUUCUCAAGGCCCUGGCUCUGGAGCUCCAGGGGUUCAAGACUUCAGCAAUCGACUCGCUCGAUGUCGCGCUUUCUCCGCUUGCCGUCAAGUCUCUGAGCGAUUUGGAGAGAGGGGACGCUUUAUACAAACGAGCCGAGUUGAGGCUUUCCGUGAGUCGACGCGGACGGGUUGACUUGGUGGUUGAGGACCUGGUUGAAUCGGUGAGGCUUAAAAAUGAUAACGCCAAGGCAUUUGGUUUACUGGCAGAGUGUUACGAAAAGAAAGGGCUGAAAGAAGAGGCCAAGAAAGCGUAUGAGGAUGCAUUGAAGGUCCAGCCCAACUACAAUGUGGCCCAAGAGGCCUUGGACCGCUUGGUUUCAUCCUAACCGGUUUUAUGCUUUUUUAACCUUUUUUUUUUUUAUAAAAAAAAAAUAAAUUAAUUUGGUUGCCAUGUUAUUCCCAGUUAUUCUGAUGGUGGACAGACCCAUUUAUGUGAAAAAUGUGCAAAAAACGCUGAGAUUUGCUCAACUCUGUCAUUCAGUAUUGGUUAGUAAUGAGUUUCUUGCUUUAA
Olea europaea var. sylvestris is the source of this 1001-nucleotide messenger RNA. RefSeq lists its product as uncharacterized. The transcript has a single exon. Gene Ontology annotation, molecular function: protein binding. The record is from RefSeq and is a predicted model, not a curated record. The coding region runs from base 175 to 816 and encodes 213 amino acids. NCBI's taxonomy places the organism in Eukaryota, Viridiplantae, Streptophyta, Magnoliopsida, Lamiales, Oleaceae.